Messenger RNA from Colias croceus (clouded yellow), 1101 nucleotides. It is a transcript of the gene CBP, whose product is annotated as sarcoplasmic calcium-binding protein. The transcript is spliced from 6 exons. Lineage: Eukaryota; Metazoa; Arthropoda; Insecta; Lepidoptera; Pieridae. The record is from RefSeq and is a predicted model, not a curated record. Gene Ontology annotation, molecular function: calcium ion binding. Bases 158 to 970 code for a protein of 270 amino acids.
GCGCGUUCUAAAUUCAAAAUACGUUUAUGCGUGAACUGUGUUUGGUGUAUAAAAAUACAAUUUAUUAAUUAUUUUUUUUAAUUUUGUGGAAUUUAAUUCGAGGUACAGAAUAAAAAUAUUAUAAAAUAAAAGCGGUGAAUGUUAAAGUGCUUUCAAGAUGGCUUUCUCGUUAUCGAGGCUUGCAAUGCGUGUUGGUGCAUUUAACUUAGAAAGGACCGCAGCUAUUCUGUCUACGAGUGUAUCUAGUCAUAUUAAGCAAAUCCACACACCACCCUGCACCGGUACGGUAUGUUACCUGCAAACUGAAACGGAUCUACAGUUCGCGGAGAGGCUCGGGCUCCGCAAGUACAGCAAGCAGCAUGGCCGAGAGGAUAGGAGGAAAGUGGACAGUGAUAGUGAUUCCGAUUCCGAUACUGAGUGCACUGGGUUUGAUAGGUCGGAGUUUUGGCGCCGCAAAAUGCGUACAGUACAUAACAUCCUCGAUGUGGAUAAAGACGGUUUGAUCUCGUUCAAUGAUUUUAUCCUGUUUUCUGAGAGAUUCAAGUCUUUGGGGAACUUGGAUGAGGAGCAGGCGAAGGAAUUUACUGCUAUUAUUAAACUAACAUGGGAGGAACAAUGGGGUGCGAUAGACCCGUACAACUACGUCACAGUAGAACAAUACUUGGACGACAUGCAUCACGUGCUUAAUGAUAAGACGCUAAAGAAGAGGGCUCAUAAGUGGCUACCGUAUUUGUUUAAGGCGGUAGACAAGGACAAGUCGGGUUACAUUUCAGUGAAUGAAUUCAAACUGUUCUACAAAUGUCUCGGCCUGAGCAACGAACACGCGGCCAUCGCGUUUGCAGUUAUCGAUAUUAAUGGAGAUGGAAAAUUAUCAUUGAAGGAAUUUGUGAAUCUUGGCAAAGAUUUCUUCUACACAGAGGACGAGACUAGAGUUUCCAAAAUGUUUUGGGGACCAUUGAUUGAUGUUUAAUAUGAUUUUACUAAUAAAUAAUAAAUAUUAUAUAAGAAAUAUAAAUAAUCAGUGACGAUUUUAGAAUUAAGUAAAUAGUUAUGCAAUGUAUUAAAAAGAUAAGGCGAAUCUCAAUAAAACUUUAAAAAUUA